CAAAUACCAAAACAUAAAAUGUUCAUUUCCUGCUCGAGUAUUAUGGCAAAUAAAUAAAAUGGCAUUAUAUUUUGACCAUUUAGAGAGCUAAGCCUGACAGAAUUAUGUCUGUUCUUCGAGGAAAACACUAGAGACGGGUAUAUUUCGCUUUCGUAAUGUCUUGUUUUGAAAAGCUGCCAUAAUCUGGCCAAGGAUUUAGCACGAAAUUGCCACGAUGGAAACUGCCUUCAAGCAAUUUGAGAAAAGAAUUAAUGCCCUACAAGAAUUAGAUCAAAAUGGGGAAUCGGGGUUUGCCCGAGAAUUUCAGGUAUAAAGGUUUUAAAUUUUGCUAUAUUUUGAUAUAAAUUCACUUGUGUUGUUGUAUCUUGGAAUAAUAUGUCGUUAUUGGUUUCCAUUCAGCGAAUAUUUAGGAUUCCUAUGUGCAUUAAUAUGUGCUAGUAUUAUAGAAUAUAGCUUAUCGUGUGUUAUAUAGGAAUAUUAAAAAUAUGUAUGGUAGCCAAAGGUCUGUAUCUAAGAUUAUAUAGAUUAAAAUUAUAUGAGGCCUUUGCAAGAUAGUUGAAUACACCCUUUCGAUAAUUACUUCACACAUACUUUUUGGUCUUGGAACCUGGCUCUCAUUAGCAAAUUAUGCCAGAUAAUUGGCUCACGAUUCAUGAGAGCGAGGCUCCCAGGCCAAAUGACGUAAUUAUCGAACAAAUAUUUUACAAAUAUGUACAGUAUAUAUCUUCCUUAGGCCCGUUUCAUACGCCGUACUUCACAUGUGCCGAAUGCAUUAAAGACGAUAGAUAAUGAGCUGAAAUGCCUCAUUACCUAUUGUUUUUAAUGUAUUCGGCGCAUGUGAAAUACGGCGUAUGAAACAGGCCUUACAAAAUUAAAAUCGUCAAUGAAAUCUGGUCACCCAUAGCUGCAAUUACCAUGGAAUUACCUGUCAGAAUGUAAAUGAUGCACAUGUUCAGCAAAUUAUGAUGAUCCAAGCUUUAUGGAUAGAAAGCUUUGUUAUAUACAGUACUUAUAUAUGCAAUUGCAUAUAGUAUUUUGAGAAAACCCCAAACAAUUUAAUGCUAGGGGUUGCUUGAAAUCAGUGGCAUAACUGGCGGGUGUCUGGGUGUAGAGACGCGGGCCCUAGAAAAAAUGACCAUAAAUUUUUUGCUAGUGCAUUGGGCAAAUUGGCUGGAGUGUCAGUUAUAGAGGGCCAGAAAAUUUGAAACAGGUGGCCCCCAAAAGUAGGAAUGUAUGAAAUUUGGACCCCUUUUUUUAGCAGACAUCGAUGGGGAAAAUUUUUUGUGACUUUAUUUUUUACUUGUUGUAGUCCGGAAAGUUUUUUUGAACCCCUUUUUUAAUUAAUGAAUAUGGUUCGAAAAGUUUUUUUCUUCCCCCUGACACUGCCCCCAGCCAACUUUUUUGCGGAAAAAAUAGGGCCCCACUUAAAAAUUUGACGGGGGCCUCAAGGAGGUUGUGUUACGCCACAGUGCUUGAAAUCUAGUAAAAUUUACAUGGUAUCUGAUUUUAACACAUUGAAAACAAAUGUAAGGAAAAUUAAUAAUUGUGUUGGAAUUGAAGCAUUUACACAUUGAGUCAGAAAAUUAGAUCCACAUUGCCCAACAGAGGAUUAAUUUCUGCUGUCCGGAGGGGGGGAAUGUGUUUCUGAUAAUAGUAAGUGUAUUAUGAUGUCCAAAGGGGAUAAUUCAGGGGUUAACUUCCAAUUUCCUCUGUGAGGGAGCUCAGCACAACUCCAUAUCAACAUGCACUUUUAAAACUCUACAAUUUCUCAUGUAUUCAGGCGCUCAGACAGACAUCGUUCAAGUAUAAAGCGAAAGGAAACACUGCCUAUGCGACGAAAGCCGGAGAAUGUCCUGUUAACAGAGCCAAGAACAGAUUCAAAGAUAUUUUACCAUGUAAGAAUUACAUAUUUAUGCACCUCAACAAAAUUUUGAACUAUGAUAUUGAUUUCCGAUCCAAAAACGAAAUGAUGAAAUAUAAAUUCUCCUAAGUUUGCAUUUAUAUUAGCUAUAAGAUACUAUAAAUAUAUUCUUUUUAUAUGAUUUUAGUUGAUUACUCCAGAGUCACGCUUCCAUCGACUGAUGAUGACAAUUCCGAUUACAUCAAUGCUAAUUUUGUCCAGGUACAUAUGAUAUAUGGUUACACAUACCCUGGAUUCCAGAGCCUUCGACAGUAAAUAAUCAAUCGAAACGUCGCAAAGGCUCUGGUUCAGUGGGGAGAUUCUUUGAUUAAACCGCGCCAAUCACAAAACAGAAUCAAUUUAUUAUUUACUGUCGAAGGCUCUGGAAUCCAGGGUAGGUUACACAUGACCCUUGACAGAAGUACAGGCUGGAGCAUCUCAUUUUUCGCAAACCAAAUUUUCUGAUGCAUUUGUCACUGGGGACCCUCACCCCCCCCCCUUCCCCCACCCCGGAGAUACAAGGGGACUUGAUGAGGAUUAGAUGGGGAUUUGAAACUUUUUCUUGCCCCAGGAGGUGGGGGAUUUUUACAUUUUAGCAAAUCAUCUCAAGCAGGAGGCUGGUACCGAAUUCGCGACCGCAUUGCAAAAUGGCGGCUUUUGAAGGUCAACUUGAAGACUUUUAUUGUUAUGUAAAUGCAUUUAUAUGUUGCCUCUUUGUUCUGGUAUUUAUAUCUCAAACUAUCAUUCAGACAUUCCAACUCUCCCAAUUUUACCGGGAGUCCCCCGAAAAUUCAUGCAAUCUUCCGGUCUCCCGAUUUUUAUCAAAUUCUCCCGAUUUUUCAGAAUAUUCAGGAAAGAUCAUAAAAAUUUAUAAAUAUACUGUUUUUAGCAACAUAAUAGUCUGUCUCCGACCUUUUUUGAAGUUACUUUAUGGCAAUUUAUAGGAUCAAUUAUAACAACAUAGUCCCAAAAUGCAGGAAACGCCAUUUCAGAAGACUUAAUUUUUAUUAUUUUUCCUAGAAGAACUAGAUUUCAAUUCACUGAACAGUCUCCCUAAAUUUUACCUCCAGUAGUUGGAAUGUCUGAUCAUUUGCAUGUGUAAAAGUUUGGUCGUUUAAUUUUUGUUUUAAAACAGUUGAAGAAAAAGUUCUCUUGAUUCAUUUUUAUAUGAACAUUGUUUUAUUUUUUAAGAUUUGUCGUCAAUAAAUGUUAUUGAAUAUUACGCUAUUGAAAAGUGCUCAGUAGGGGUUUAGACGGGUUAGACUUUAUGUUGGUCCCCAUGUUAUGGGGCAUUUUUGCAGAUUUUUUUCACUUGGAGUCUAAUGCCCCAUGUAUGCCCGGGGUGGGGGUGGGGGGUUGGGCUUCCCAGUGACAAGUGCAUUACUGAGCCUUGGCAAUGGAAGACAUGGAACAAUUCCAAAAAUAUUCUUCUAAUUCAUUUGCUCACAUGAACCAAUUAAUUUGUGAAAUAUAAUGCCAUAUUACCAUCAAGUUCCUGGAUUUGAUAAUUUCUGGUCAUUUCUUGCCUAUGAUUGGUCAAUUGCACCAAAACCAAAGAUGAUUGGUGCAUUCAGCAUCAAUGGAUUAUUCCAGCUAUAGACGAAAUUUUGAUCCAGACAAGAAAAGCGGAAUUCAUUACCAUAGCUGGAAAGAGCAUCUUAAAAUGAGUAAAAUUGCAAAGUUUGGUUGCGAAUUGUUGUAAAAUGAAGAAAAUAUAGCCCUGUGAAGUUCGCAAAUUUUGUAUAUAUUUACAUUUUACCGUGCGUAAUACAAAUGUCAAAUAGAUACAAAAUUUGCGAACUUCACAGGGCUAUAUUUUCCUCAUUUUACAACAUUUCGCAACCAAACUUUGCAGUUUUACUCAUUCUAAGACGCUCUUUCUAGCUGUGGUGUUGGAUUCCGUUCUUCUUGCCUUGAUCAAAAUUUAGCCUAUACCUGGAAUCACCAAUUAUAGACCUUUCCAGUAAUUACGUCACAACUACAUUGUUUUCAACUUAGGACCACCUUAAAUCACGCUUAAAGCUACGUUUACACGCUGCGACUUGUCGGCCGGGCCGAUUUUGGCAAAUAAACGUUGCCCCUUCUUCGACAUUUAGCGAUUUAAACGUUCAAUCGAAGCUGUCCGCUCUCUCGUCUGUUCAUAUUAUAGUUUUCUGCGUGCGAAACGUUUUCAACAACUUUACAACGGAAGAAAAAUUGUUGAAUCGUGAGAAAAAUCUGUGCUUUGCUACAGAUUUUUCUCCCGAUUUUGUGAAUCGCAAGGCGCUGACGCGAGUACUCACGACAGGUUAUUUACAUACAGCGAGCAAAAUCGGCCCGACAAAUCGCAGCGUGUAAACGUACCUUCAAGUUUUUUUCUCACUGGCUAUGCGCAAAGAAGCAGAACAUCCUUCCUUAACCAUGUAUGAUGGAAAAUGUAUUAUUUUGAUAUUUUUCAUGCAUCAGUGUUGAAAAAGGAUGUUCUGCUUCUUUGCGCAUAGCCAGUGAGAAAAAAAACUUGAAAUCCAUUCCAUUUGACCCCUAAGUUGAAAACAAUGUAGCUGUGACGUAAUUAGCGGAAAGGUCUAUUGCCUUUUGGGGGUUUUCAAAUAACCCAUCAAAUCAAUUAGUUUGUGUGAGCAAAUGUACUGGUAGAAUUAUUUAGGAACGAACUUCCAUAAUUUAAACGUUUGGGUAACUUUUCGAGUUCGACCUUUUUAAAGUCCAGUAAGGAUUAUCUCUUGGCAACUUUACUACUAAACUAACUUUAACUAAUUUUAUUUAUUCUGGAUAACUCUAUCAUUUCUAAACUGUUCUUCCUAGAGGUCCAGUAAGGAUCAUCUCUUAUUGAUUCAGUGUUACUACAUGCAGGAGGAAACCUAAACUAAACUAACUUUAUUGAUACUGGAUAACUCUAUCAGUUCUAAACUGUUCUCCCUAGAGGUUCAGUAAGGAUCAUCUCUUAUUGAUUCAACUAACUUUAUUGAUACUGGAUAGCUCUAUCAGUUCUAAACUGUUCUUCCUAGAGGUCCAGUAAGGAUCAUCUUGAUCUUAUUGAUUCAGUGUUACCACAGGACGAAACCUAAACUAAACUAACUUAAUUUAUUUAUACUGGAUAGCUCAAUUUACAACUUUAAACUGCCCACCUAUGUCCAGGUAGGGUGUUGCUUAAUGGUCCUGUGUUAUCACAGGAGGAAACCAGAUUACUCGGAGAAAACGUGUGAUGUUUGGCAGAGUCUGAAUGAGACAACUGCUCAUUACAGAUAGGAAAGACUCAUGUGCCUGGUUCCAAUAGUCUUUUUGUAAUUGAUGAAAUUUAGGGAGUUGAUGGUGAAAAGGUAUACAUUGCUUCGCAAGGACCUCUGCCUCAUACAGUCAAUGAUUUCUGGAGGAUGUUAUGGGCGUAUAAAGUCAAGGUACUUUCAUUGCAUGAUACAGUGUAACGACAACGACACUAGAGCUUACCAUAUACAUAUUUACUGAGUUUUAUUAUAUAAUGUAUAAUGCUUUAUGUACUAUUUAAAGCACGCGUAGGAGUGUUUUAUCACAUAUUAAGCACGACGCGUAGCGGAGUGUUUUAUAUGUGAUAAAACACGACUACAAGUGCUUUAAAUAGCUUCAAAAACGACUCAUCUUUUCCGAGUUCAUUGGCGAAGUAAUUUUUAAAAUAAACGUUAUCUAAACCGAUAAAAUCAAAGCUAAAGUUUAUGUAAAUUAACGUGAUUUUUUAUCACAUAUAAAACCACGACACGCUUAUGAUUUUUCUUUGUGUUUUGCUCCUGAAUUAUUAAAUUAAUGAGUUUUUGAAAGAGAUUUCGAGCACUGAUAAAGCUGAUAAUCUCACAUGUGAGAUUAUUUAUGAUAAUUUCACAUGUGAAAAUUAUCGCUUUUCAAUUAUCGCUUUUCAAUUAUCGCUUUUCAAUUAUCGCUUUUCUGUAAAAAUUAUCGCUUUUCAGAGACCGUCCUAAUUUAUAUAAUAAACAGAAAAAUACAUGGAUGCUUGGAAUUCGCUGCGCUCACUCGUGAAAUAUCAUGUUCAACACUCGAAAUAAAUCUUGUAUUCCCGCGCACCCAAAUAUUAUUCUCUAUUUAAUGAACAGAUGCAUGUUAACGAAGAAUUAGAUGUGGCUAAAACAUCAUUGAUGUAUUUUAAGGUUGUUGUGAUGUUAUGCCGUGAGGACGAAAAUGGCAAGGUACUACAUUUUCCAAAAUUCGAAAUGUACAACUGUAUGGAAAGGAUACAGUGUUUCAAAUUGUGUUCAUUAUUCAUGUUUUUGCACAUAAACAACUCGCUCACAGACACAGUUCGCUGAACAACUCGCUCACAAACAAGACAAUUACAUAUACCGGGCUGGGUACGCAUGUAAAAAUCUCACAACUUGUCAACAAGUUGUACAGUAACAAUGCUGUUAUUUUAUCAAGUUACUAUACAAGGUUGUCACUCACAACUUGUUAACAAAUACACCCUUUCGAUAAUUACGCCAUUUGACCUGGGAGCCUCGCUCUCAUGAAUCUUGAGCCAAUCACCUUGCGUAAUUUACUAAUGAGAGCGAGGCUCCAAGAACAAAAAGUAUGUAUGACGUAAUUAUCGGGUGUAUUGUUGAAUUGCAGGACGAUAACAAGUUGGAACAACUUGUAACAAGUCUGUUGAGCUCAGCAUCCUUGUAUAUACAAGUUAAGUCGUCAAUAAGCCGUUGACAACUUGUCAGUAAGCUGGGAACAAGCAGUAUCAGACUUGUUACAAGGUUGCACAUGAUAUAACAAGAAUGUUACAAGGUUGACGACACAAGAUUGUAACUAUAUUGUUAUAUCACGACUGUAUCGGACUUGUUAGAACAACCUUGCAACAAUUCUGAUAAUAUCAACAAGCUUGUUACACGUUAACAGCUUGUUCCAAACUUGUUGACAACUUGGGGCAAGCAGUGCGAACACAACUUGUUGACGGCUUGUCGGCGCGUGUAGUGAUGACGUUGUUGAUACAAUCGUGAUUAUUUUAGAAAAAAUGUCAACGAUACUGGUGCGAAAGUGACGAGGAGAAACUGAAUUUUGGUGGAAUUAUCGUCAGAACCGUAAGUCAUUUCAAAAGAAUCUCAGUUUUCUUUUGUCUAGGGUGGUUAAUCUUUAAUGGGACAACAAGGAAAGAAUUGUUUAUACUAUAUAGUUAUAGCUACAAUUUUAAUUUAUAUCCCAGCAACUUUAAACUCAAUAGAGCGUCUUGUUUGUGAUAUAUUUGUUUGCAACAUUGUACUGGCUUUAAAAUUAUGUACAAGGUUGUCUUUUCACACCGUAAAACCUAGACCUUUAAAUGUGAAAUGAUUGGCCAUUUUCAACUCAUAGUUGUUAAUACGAUGAAUUUUCAUUUGUGAAUGGACCAAUCCCCAAUUAACCAAAAUUUUGAACUCAACAAGUCUAGACAAAAAUUUCAUCACAGCUUAGAAGAGCAUCACAAAAUUAGUAAUAUUCCAAAGUUUCGUUUUAAAAUGUUGUAAAAUGCGGAUAAUAUAGCCUUAGAUUACAAACGCGUAAUACAAAAUGACUGAAAAUUACAAACUUCGCAAGACUAUAUUAUCUGCAUUUUACAACAUUUCGCAACGAAACUUUGGAAUGUUACUAAUUUUGUGAUGCUCUUUCAAGCUGUGAUGAAAUCUAUGUUUAGGCUAGUUGAGAUCAAAAUUCUGGAAAAGUGGUAACCAUUUCCCGCUCGUAAUACAAAAUGAAUGAAAAUUGCAAAUUUCGCAAGGCUAUAAAGCCUAUAUUAUCCGCAUUUUACAACAUUUUAAAACGAAACUUUGGAAUAUUGCUAAUUUUGUGAUACUCUUUCAUGCUGUGAUGAAAUUUUGUCUAGACUUGUUGAGUUGAAAUUUUUUUUUAUUUGGGGAAUGGUCCAUUCAGUUCUCAUUUGUAAAUCGGUUUCGAAAUGAAGAAUAUCGGGAAAUUAUUGCGUCGCUAAUGUACAGUCUUUGUCCAAAUUCGUCAAUGCAGACUGGUUGUCUACACAUGCAUUAACUAUGCAUCAGCCGGCGUUUCGGGCCUUACAAAGCAUCCGAAUAUGGACUUUACCGUCUGUAGUCGUUCUCGUCGUAACACUGUAUUUCGCCAGAACAGAAUGAGGCAGUUGAAUGUGGAGUUAGCAUUUGCACACGUUGCGAACCAAAACUUGAACCACAUGUCGUAUUCGCCAUUUAAUGGUGCCUUACGUAUCAAACUAUAAAGAUGAAAUAUAAUUUGCGGAGACAAACAGGCAAAGAAACAAAGAACGGCCAAGGAACAUGUCGAAAUUUUCUUCACAUUUUGCUUGUGUUGUUGCAUCUGUCGGUCAGCCGUGGGGCUUGGUGCAAUUACUCUUGCUUCCCUUGCUUUUGACUUGGCAAUGACAAACGUUUUGUAGUUGGAGUAAAUGAAUAACAGCAAUAGAAGUGAUAAAUUAACUAUUAUGACAGUGUAUCUUGAUGCCAGAUGAUUUAGAGUUACAGUCGACUGUGCGAAUAUACUAUAAAUACCAGAAAUGUUUGGAAAUAGAGUAGUCUUUUUUUCGUCACCACGCGUUCGUGGAAGAAGGGGUAACUUAGAGCCAAGAAACGUUCCAUAUUUAGUGUUAUAAGUGCAUGCACAUAUUGCAAAUCCGGAGAAUAGCAUGUAUAUGUAUGCCACGAUAUUUUCCUGAAGUUCGUUAUCGCAUCCAAAAGACAGAAGAAUUAUUGCUGUUAUUGUUACAGGAUGCGUAACGGCGACCACAGCCAGGUCAAAACAGGACAGAACAAGAAUCAUAAAGUAGCAUGUUUUCUUCAGAAGUUGUGACGACCUCCUUAGACUGAUUAUAACCACAGAAUUUAGAAAUAUUCCAGAAAUCAUGAAUUUUAUAUUUACAGCACACAGGGAAAAUGUGUUAAUAAUCGUGUUGAGAUCCAUCUGACCUCACGUCUUGCAGCCGUCUGUUUUCACAAAAUGCUACACCGUCUCGUUUGCAAAAUAAAGUAACUUACAGCAGAAAUUUGCAUAUAUACCAAUAUAGAAAUUUGCAUAUAAAACAAUAAAAAAAAUGAAUAAGCAACAGCUGAUGCGAGCAGACGUAGCCUGCGAACAGGCUCUGUUGGCAGACGUGACGCAUGCGAAAUGGUUUGUUUUUCUUUCAUUUUUCUAUAUUUUUCGUAUUUACAUGUGUAAGUCGCUCUAUUCGGAUUUAAGGUGGUUUGAAUUUUUUUUUAAACCUGGCUGAAUGUACCACGGCAAAGUAUUCGAAAUAAAUGUUGUUUAUCUUUGUUUCGAGUUUCUAUUUUCGUCAAGCAAUUGUGAUAAAAAUUAAAACCAUGAUAAUUGAUAGACCUGUGUUCUUAAACUGUAAGUCACGUACGAUUGAUAUCGAUAGUCAAUUUGCAAUCAGGCCUUAAAAUAUCGGUCGGUCACGGACAUUGUCCGACCCAUUCGCGAAAUUGUCCGACGUAGAGAGGAAACCACCGGACAUUCUGUCCGACCAAAGUGAAACUGAGGUUUAUUGUUUGUCCGACCCAAGUGUAUUGGUGUCCGACCGAACUGUAGCUUUGUCCGACGUAAAUCAAAAUGUACCCUAGACCAGGACUAGAGGCUUGUAUGUUAAAUGGAAAAUCAGAGUACUAUUGUAUAAAAGGUGAACUGGAAAUGUUGUUUUAACGUAGUCGAGCGCGGGGCGGCGAGCGAAAUGGUGAAGUGGAAAACGGGCUUAAGUUGUCGAAGUCUUUUUUAAUACUGCUGUGCUGGCAAGCAAGUUAAUUUUGGCUUGGAAAUAAUUAUGAAAGAAACAAAUUAUUUAAUAUCUUUACAAAAUUUACCGUUUAUUCAUUUGUGUCAUUCAGACUUAUUUCCGAGUCAAAACUGAACUGAAGGUCAUCGGACAUAUGUCCGACCCAAACUCAACGUCACCGGACAUUUUGUCAGACGGCCCUGUAAAAGAUAUUUUAAGGCCUGUGCAAUAAGCCGCGCGUAGCUUAUUUAGGCUUAUCUUUCAACUGGCACAUGUACAUAUGGGCUUAUGUUAGCCGUGGCUUGAUUGUUAAGAUAAGGGUACACGGCACGUACUCAGAACAUUCAUUAUUCAUAUCUACUCGUUCACAUCCACCAGAACAAGAAAAUUGCUCUAGAAAUCGCACCGACAAUUGCAAGUGUAAACGGGGGUAGGUUCGAUUCCCACCGUGGCCGGGCAUAUUUUUCAAGCUCGCCUGGUGUGGAUUUACACUCAGAGUAACAUCACAAACAUCAUAUUCACCUGAGUACACAACACCAACACAGAAAAAAAUCAUAUCGGGCCUUAAUGAAUUUUUAUACGAGUCGUUCGCGAUCUAUUUUAUAGGCCAGGGCUCCUCACUCGACGAUAGGACUAAAACACCAUUCUGUAAAGUACGUCACUUUGGCUCUGAAGUCUCGUUUUCGUGUUGUGACAUUAGUUAAAGCCCAGCGUCGCAACCACGAGAACGAGGUUGUAUAGACCUAUACAACCAUGAGCAGUUACCAGGGGCGUAGGAAGCUGACCCCCCGGUUCCUACGCCCCUGGCAGUUACGCAAAAUGCCAUGACUAUAGGUCCUCUGGCAGAUAUAUAAACUCCUGACACUCGAGAUUCUCGAGAGUGGAAUUAUCGUGAGAACCGUAAGUCAUUUCAAAAGAAUCUCAGUUUUUUGUCUAGGGUGGUUAAUCUUUAAUGGGAGAACAAGGAAAGAAUUGUUUAUACUACCAUUAUAUAGCUACAAUGUUUAAUUUAUAGUCCCAGAAACUUUAAACUCAACGGAGCGUUUUGCUUGUGAUAUAUUCGUUUGCAACAUUGUACUGGCUAUAUAAAAUUAUAUACAAGCUUGUCCUUUCAAACCGUAAAUCCUGGACCUUUAAAUGUGAAAUGAUUGGCCACUCUCGACUCAUAGUUACGAUGAAUUCUCCAAGUCCAAUUCUCAUUUGUGAAUCGGUUUUGAAAUGAAGAAUAUCGCCAAAUUGUUGCAUAAAAUAUUUGUUGCAUAAAAUAAAUGUAGUCUUUGUCCAAAUUCGUCAAUGCAGACGGGUUGUCUUUACGGUACAUAUGGAUCACCCAGCGUCUCUAAAUGGGGCCUUACAAAGGCAACAGUCAUCCGAACAUGGACGUCACUGUCUGUAAACCUUCUCGUCGUAGCACUGUAUUUCGCCAGAACAGAAUAAGACAGUUAAACGUGGAAUUAGCACUUGUGCACGUGGCAAACCAGACCUUUAACCACAUGUCGUAUUCGCGAUUUAACGGUGUUUUGCGUGUCAACCUAUAAACAGACAAACAGGCAAACGGGCACAAACAGACAAAGAAACAUAGAACGGCCAAGAAACAUGUCGAAAUCUUCUUCAAAUUUUGCUUGUGUCGUUUCAUCUCCCGGUCACCGGUUGGUGCAACUCUUUCAUCCAUAGCUUUUGACUUGGCAAUCACAAACGUUUUGUAGCUGAAGUAAAUGAAUAACAGCAAGAAAAGUGAUAAAUGAACUGUUGUGACGAUAUAUCUUGAUACCAGAUGUGUGGUAAGAGCUACAGUCGACUGUACUACUUUUGAAAAUUGCAGAAAUGCUAGAAAAUAUAGUAGUCUCUCUUUCGUUACCACACGACCGUGGAAGAACGGAUACGUUAGAGCCAAGAAACGUUCGAUAUUUAGUGUUAAAAGCGCAUUUAUUGAAAAUCCAACGAAUAGCCUGUAUAUGUAUGCCGGGAUAUUUUGCCACAGUUCGUUAUUAUAAUCUCCAAAAGACAUAAAAAUUGUGUAUGUUAUUGUCACAGGAUGCGUAAUGGCGACCACAGCCAGGUCAAAACAGGACAAAACAAAAAUCGUAAAGUAGCAUGUUUUCUUCCGACGUUGUGACGACCUCCUUAGACUGAUUAUAACCACAGAAUUUAGAAAUAUUCCAGAAAUCAUGAAUGUUAUAUUUACAAUACACAGGAAAAAGAUGUUAAUGAAUGUGUUGAGAUCCAUCUGACCUGACGUCAUGCAGCCGUCUGUUUUCACAAAAUGUUAGACCGUCUCGUUUGCAAAAUAGUAACUUAUAUUAUACAGUAAAAAUUUGCAUAUACUUGUAAGAACAAUACACGGAGAGUUUAAAAAAAUGGAUAAGAAACAGCUGCCCCCUGCUGAGGUGACCUGUUUGAAAUGGGUUUCUCUUCCAUUUUCUUAUAUUUUUCGGUCUCUCUAUUCAGAUUCAAAAUGGUUUGAAUGUCUUUUAAACCUGCCUGCGCCACGGCAAAUGUUGUUCAUUUAUCUUUCUUUCAAGUUUUGAUUUUCGUAAAUGCUUGCAAUUAUGAUCAAAAAUUAAAACCAUGAUAAUUAAUUAUUAUAGGCCUCCCUGCUUACAUGUAAGUAUAAAUCACGAACGAUUGAUAUCAACAGUCAAUUUAGGCUUGAUUGAUUGACUUAUUAUUAAAAAUUAAGAUCACAUGGCAGUAGAAACUGAAUUGCGUGACUUAUUACAUAUAUAAUUUACUCUAAGACCUUAAAGGUUCUACUUAUCUUAAAACACCAAGGCCCCGGUUGUAUAAAAAAGUGAUUAAAGUUAACUAUGAUUAAGUGCAAACGUCAUCCAAUAAGAAGCGCCUAUUUUUAGAGUUAAUCACUAUUUAACUACAAAGUAGUGAUUAAAAAAGUGAUGAAGAGUUUUAUACAACCGACCCCUGUAAAUUAUUAUAUUUACAAAAUUUCCUUAUAAAAAUCGUUUAAAAAUUUCGUUAGCCUAAAAUGUAGAUUUCUUAUUUGAUUGAUUAUAUGCCUUACUACCAGCAAUUAUAAAUGAGUCAGAAAAAACGUUUAGUUUUAGUUCUGGCCCUACUAUAAGGGGUUUUGUACCCGCAGGUCAUAAGUUUCAGAUUCAUGUCUGUCCCGUAGCAGAUGUUUCAGCUUGCUAUCGGGACUUUCCUUUAUGUUCUGGAAUAGUUUGUUAGUGAGGGCUUCAUGAUGAUCGUCGAUGGAUUGAAUGUUAGCUAACUCCAGGGCGGUAGAGUACGGAACACCUAUAGAAAGAUACACCUCAACGCUCUUUUCGGGAUGCGCUCUAAAUCUUCUCUUAGCUAGAUAUAUUGGAAGAGAAUAAUGGAAAACAGGACAGGCGUAAUCCAAUGUUGAGCGUAUGCAUGCACAAUAAUGUUGCACUGUUUCAGCGAUAUCUACCCCGGACCGUUUGAGCUGAAUCGGAAAAUAAAGUUUUUGAAAGGCACUCUUCUCUAAAUAUUCAACAUGAUUGUUCCACGUAAGAUACGAGUUGAGCAUUAGUCCCAAAAGUUUAUUCGAUUCUUUUCAAUGAUUUAUUGUAUUGGUAGCCGUUGCCGUCCUAAAAUCGUAAGGUCUCUAAUUUUAUAGGCCAGGGCUCCUCACUCGACGAUAAGUCUAAAACAGCAUUCUGUAAAGUAGUUCACUUUGGCUCUGAAGUCUCGUUUUCGUGUUUGUGACAUUAGUUAAAGCCCAGUGUCGCAACCACGAGAACGAGGCUGUAUAGACCUAUAUAACCAAGAGCAAUUACGCAAGGUGCCAUGACUGUAGGCCCUCUGGAAGAUGUAUAAACUCUUUACACUCGAGAUUCUCGAGAGUGGAAUUAUCGUGAAAACCGUAAGAUAUUUCAAAAGAAUCUUAGUUUGUUAUUUUUUACUAGGAUGGUUAAUCUUUAAUGGGAGAACAAGGAAAGAAUUGUUUAUACUACCAUUAUAUAUAGCUACAAUGUUUAAUUUAUAGCCCCAGCAGCUUUAAACUCAACGGAGCGUUUUGCUUGUGUUACAUUCGUUUGCAACAUUGUACUGGCUUUAGGAUUAUAUACAAGGUUGUCCUUUCAAACCGUAAAUCCUGGACCUUUAAGUGUGAAAUGAUUGGCCAUUCUCCACUCAUAAUUAUGAUGAAUUUUCCAAAUCCAAUUCUCAUGUGUGAAUCGGUUUCGAAAUGAAGAAUAUCGCCAAAUUGUUGCAUCACUAAAAUAAAUGUAGUCUUUGUCCAAAUUCGUCAAUGCAGACGGGUUGUCUACAGUAGAUUUGGAUCAUCCAGCGUCUUCAAAUGGAGCCUUACAAAGGCAAGAGUCAUCCGAACAUGGGCUUUACUGUCUGUAGACCUUCUCGUCGUAGCACUGUAUUUCGCCAGAACAGAAUAAGACAGUUAAAUGUGGAAUUAGCACUUGUGCACGUGGCAAACCAGAUCUUUAACCACAUGUCGUAUUCGCGAUUUAACGGUGUUUUGCGUGUCAACCUAUAAACAGACAAACAGGCAAACGGGCACAAACAGACAAAGAAACAUAGAACGGCCAAGAAACAUGUCGAAAUCUUCUUCAAAUUUUGCUUGUGUCGUUUUAUCUCUCGGUCACCGGUUGGUGCAACUCUUUCAUCCAUAGCUUUUGACUUGGCAAUCACAAACGUUUUGUAGCUGAAGUAAAUGAAUAACAGCAAGAAAAGUGAUAAAUGAACUGUUGUGACGAUAUAUCUUGAUACCAGAUGUGUGGUAAGAGCUACAGUCGACUGUACUACUAUUGAAAAUUGCAGAAAUGCUAGAAAAUAUAGUAGUCUCUCUUUCGUUACCACACGACCGUGGAAGAACGGAUACGUUAGAGCCAAGAAACGUUCGAUAUUUAGUGUUAAAAGCGCAUUUAUUGAAAAUCCAGCGAAUAGCAUGUAUAUGUAUGCCGGGAUAUUUUCCCACAGUUCGUUAUUAUAAUCUCCAAAAGACAUAAAAAUUGUGUAUGUUAUUGUCACAGGAUGCGUAAUGGCGACCACAGCCAGAUCAAAACAAGACAGAACAAGAAUCGUAAAGUAGCAUGUUUUCUUCCGAAGUUGUGACGACCUCCUUAGACUGAUUAUAACUACAGAAUUUAGAAAUAUUCCAGAAAUCAUGAAUGUUAUAUUUACAAUACACAGGAAAGAGAUGUUAAUGAAUGUGUUGAGAUGCAUUUUUACUGAAGUCUUGCGGCCAUCUGUUUUCACAAAAUAUAGGACCUUCUCGUUUGCAAAAUAAAGUAGCUUACAAAUUUGCAUAUUCGACAUGGGUUAAUUACUACAACAAUACAUGGAUUGCUUAAAAAAAUGGUCAUGUCAGCUGGCGUCAGCUGUUUCUUUAUCCUGUGGGUUUUCUUCCUUUUCUUAUAGUUUUCGCAUUUAAGUCGCUGUAUUCAGAUUCAAAAUGGUUUCAAUGUCUUUUAAACUUGCAUGAGCCACGGCAAAGUAUUCGAAAUAAAUGUUCUUCGCCUUUGUUUCAAGUUUUUAUCUUCGUAAAUGCAAUUAUGAUAAAAAUUAAAACCAUAAUAGGCCUAUUUAUACGAGCAAAAAUAAGCCGCUGCUCAUAAUUGAAUAUUAAAGGGGCCCCAAUAAGUCACGAACGAUUCAUAUCAACACAAGGUAGCACGCAAGAGUUCGUUUUGCCUGUCUUUUAAUCACUUUAUUACCUUCGUUUUGUUUUUGUCCGCCAUUUUGAAAAUAUAUGCGGUAUCAUUCAUUAAUGUAUCGCAGACGCUAAUCACGAAGACGACGUUCGGCCGAAUAAAACUGUUUUAAUGGCUUUGUUAAAAGUUAUAUGUUGGGCUCUCAUAUUUAUUAUACGAAUUCGUUUUCCGUCUGGCAAAUCUGUGGCAACGAUAUUGAACUUUCAAAAACUAAAAAAUCGCGUCGCGUUGUCGAAUCGCGUCCGGUACGUGUGUCUGGACCUUAACACUUGCAAUGUUCUUUUGAUGGAUGUGAACGAGUGGAUGAGUUAUGAAUGUUAGGAUGAGGGUGCAUAUAUAUCAGAACAUUCAAUUACUCAUCUACUCGUUCACAUCGACCAGGAGGUGAGUGUAAAGGGGUCGUAAUGAGUUUUUACGAGUCGUUCGCGACCUAUUUUAUAGGCCAGGACUUCUCACUUGAUAAGUCUAAUACACCACUUCCGAAAAGCACGUUACCUUGGCUAUCGAGCAUAUGCUGUCGAGUCUCGUUUUCAUGUAUGUGACAUUAGGGAGUUUACGAUCUACGACGCGGUCAGCUCGGCGAUGUCGAGUCAAUUUAUGCUUGAAAUAACCCACAGGAAUUUAACCAUACUGCUUUAAUUGUCUAAAGCGUGUUUUAAUCUUACAAAUGUUUAAAUUAGUCUAAACUACUCCGAUGUUUAGCUGAUGUUGCCAUUCUGUCAACGUUAUAAAACAGCUCCAAUGCCGCAACGAGCUUUGAUAUCGCGAGGAAGCCGUGAAAAUUACUCGUUUGACGGUGUCCCAAGAAUGGCAACGCUGUUGAUGAAACUUUUGAGACUACAAAUUAUUCAUCCCUUUUGUCUCCCAUGACGUAUUUCUUUGUUUUGCAAGCGCGUCGUCGAACUGCCCACGUCGUGAAUCGCGUUAAAGCCCAGCGUCGCAUUAACGAGAACGAGGCUCUUUCACCAAGAUGACGUACUUUGAGUGUAGCAUUUAGACCUAACCCCGAGCGGUUGCGAGAAAUACAACUAUAUAUAGGCCGUCUGGCAGAUGUAUAAACUCUUUACACUCGAGAUCUCCAUCUACAAACACUUCUAUAAAACUAACAGUUUAAUACCCUACUUUAGGAAAGAUGCAUCGUUGUUGGAAAUGAUUUUAUGAUGAGAACACUGGUUGCCGAAUUUGAAGGGGUAA
Paramuricea clavata is the source of this 16444-nucleotide messenger RNA. Lineage: Eukaryota; Metazoa; Cnidaria; Anthozoa; Malacalcyonacea; Plexauridae. The record is from the annotation of a GenBank genome assembly.